Molecule: messenger RNA, 3283 nt
Organism: Scophthalmus maximus (turbot)
Lineage: Eukaryota; Metazoa; Chordata; Actinopteri; Pleuronectiformes; Scophthalmidae
Gene: slc10a7
Product: solute carrier family 10 member 7
Exons: 13
Coding region: 103-1116 (337 amino acids)
Cellular component (GO): plasma membrane
Source: RefSeq, a predicted model, not a curated record
GUGUUUUGUGACAGACUGUGGAGGGUGGAGUUGUGCAGCACUUCGUGUCCGGGGGCCGGAGAGACCCCGCCGGGGCUGGUGUGGUGGAGAGGGGUCCGAAACAUGGGCCUGCUGGCGAGGGUGCGGAAGGAAUGGUUCAUCAUCGGCAUCGUGCUCGUCAUCGUGUCCGCCAAGCUGCAGCCCAGCGUCGGCGUCAGAGGAGGUCCGCUGAAGCCCGAGGUCACGGUCGCGUACGUCGCCGUGUCGCUCAUCUUCUUCAACAGCGGCCUGUCGCUGAAAACUGAGGAGUUGACCAGCGCGCUGCUUCACGUCCGCCUCCAUCUCUUUGUCCAGUCAUUCACGCUCGUCUUCUUCCCGCUGGCAGUCUGGCUGCUGCUCCGAGUGCUGGCGCUGACCGCCAUCGACCAAUGGCUGCUCAGAGGGUUACAGACGGUGAGCUGCAUGCCCCCUCCGGUGUCGUCGGCCGUGAUCCUCACCAAGGCGGUCGGAGGCAACGAGGCUGCUGCCAUCUUCAACUCAGCGUUUGGAAGCUUCCUGGGAAUCAUAGUGACUCCGGUGCUUCUGCUGCUGUUUCUCGGCUCUUCGUCCUCCGUUCCCUUCUCCUCCAUCUUCUCACAGCUCUUCAUGACAGUCGUGGUGCCGCUGGUCCUCGGUCAGGUGUGUCGAAGCUUCCUCCGGGAGUUCCUGGAGAGGAAGAAGCCGCCAUUUGGUGCCAUCAGCAGCGCCGUGCUGCUCAUGAUCAUCUACACCACCUUCUGCGACACGUUCAGUAACCCCGACGUGGAGCUGGACCCCACCAGCCUGCUGCUCGUCGUGCUCAUCAUUUUCUCAAUCCAGCUCAGCUUCAUGCUGCUCACUUUUCUCUUUUCUACCAGGCCGGGCUCAGGAUUCAGCCCUGCAGACACCGUCGCCAUCGUCUUCUGCUCCACACACAAAUCACUGACCCUGGGUGUCCCCAUGCUGAAGAUCGUGUUCGAGGGCUACGAGCACCUCUCCCUGAUCUCGGUGCCGCUGCUCAUCUACCACCCGGCCCAGAUCCUGCUCGGCUCCGUCCUGGUGCCGAGCAUCCGCAGCUGGAUGACGUCCCGGCAGAAGUCUAGUGUGUUGUUGAGAUAGGGCCGCAUUCCAACACUGCCGCCGCUGAGCGGUGAAGCUGUCGGCCAUCCAGCCCAUCUGACGAGGACGAAGCCGGUGUUCCGACAGUGUUCAUACUGUGAGAUGCGAAGCAGACAGACAGGAGUCAUACGUGCCUUAUUUCAACCAAUCAACAGAGACCUCGGCGUGCAGAAGGAGACCGGUUGCCUUGAUUUUCCUACGUUUCUAUGAAGAUGACAAACUCUUGAAUUUCUAUCUUUUUAUAUUCAAAAGAAACGAAAGUUACGUAAUUUAUUUUUGUAUGCAAUUACACAAGAGAGUGUUUGGUAUGGAAAAAGCAGUGACGGGUGAAGUUACCGGGACCAUUCUAUUUUCUUCGCUAUUUCCUACAUUUUUCUACUCUGUCGUACUCUGAGAUGUCACUGCCAGAAAAAUGUGACUGAUUGUUGAAGGAAAAGACUAAUGCCGGAUGAUCUGACGCUUAAUGCACAGUAUAAUAUUCAAAGCUGUUUUGAUUUGUUGACACAUUCCAAAAUGAGGUUUGUUUGUUGACAGGGAGCAGUCCUACGGCGAGGGGGACGGCGUUACAUUAAUGAAUGAUCGGUCCAAAUGACGAAGGUACUACUGUACACGCAAGUUGUGUUAGUGAGUCUAAUUUAACGGCCAAAAUAUCUUCCUCCUCACUGGAUCUAUGCAGAUUCUUAUGGUGCGUUCAGACCAAAGUUAUUUGUGUGAGUUUGGCCGCAGGAUCUUUUUGUGUUUCACUUGCGCGAUUGUUAGCCCCUCCUAUUUCGGACGCGACAAUUGUUCAAAUACUUCAACUGAAGAGACUGACGCCAUUUUGGGUCUUUUAAGUUAUUAGCAUCAUCAGCGUCAUUCCGUGACAUCUUGUUUUGCGAGAAAAGUUCGCUACGCAUUUGGUUUGAUUCCACAUAAUUAUUUUAUUUUUAAUUUUUAUUAUUAUUAUUCACAAACAUACUUAUUCUGUUUGUAUGUUUGCAUCAUGAUCAUUAUCUUAAUUAUUUCCCGUGAGCUGCGGAUUCUGAACAAGUACGCGGUUUUCCACUUGGGACUAUAAGGAGCCCUGAGUCUAUUGUUCAUGAUCCGCUAUCAAGCAGGAGUUACUGUAGAUGAUAAAGUGCUGGAACAAAUUGGCUAAAAAUUGUACAAUGUAUUUAUUAAAGAUCAGAGUCUGCAUACUUGUACAGCUGUAUGUCGACGAUACCCCAUUCUACGUCUAAGAGACAUAGUCUUGCCGACAUUCGCAUUAUUUUGUGAUGGUGGACUCUACGUUUAUCUGUAUGCAAGACGAUUCUCUAAUCAAGGUCUAAACCUGCUCUUUCUGAAGUCCAGACAUUUUCCUGAAAUUUAAAGAUGGGCUGGAUGUGGGAACGGAAUUUCCAAAAAAUGUCUGAGUGAGCCCAUGUGAGAAUACAGCAGGAAAAUCUCAUGUUGAUGACUGUAGACAAAAAUGUUGCUGCUCUACCAAGAUGCCGCAGAAUGUUCCGGGAAUGUUCCUGUUGAAUGUGUUCGUCGUAUGUGAAAGGCAAACCCUGGAAAAUGUCUGGACCCACUUUUCCAGACAUUUUACAGAGUUCAUGGCUGAAAGUGACAUUGUCUUGCUGACAGUCAUAUGAAACAGUCUUUGAAAAAAAAUUGUGGGGGUUGGUAAUCUAAAUCAAAUCUGCUUCCUAGGCUGGAGAUCAGGCAGAAUUUUGCUGACUUUAGGUCUGGAACCUGAUUACAAGAACCACCUGUUCAGCAGGGCAACAGUGAAUGUAUCAUCAUCAUCAUCAUCACGACCCACCGGAGCUGGAGCUGAUGGUGGAAGACGCCUUAUUAUUAGUGGUGAAUCCUUGUAAACCUGCUCAUUACUUAAAAGUAGCGCAUCUUUCACCGAAACCUUCCUUAUUAGACUAAUUUUGACUGAGUGUUGCUGAACUGACGGCAUCAGAUGCCAAGUGUCCAGCCUUGCCCGUAGAGAAUCUUUUACAUCUCAAGUGUCUCUACAGCACAAAUGUCAUUUUACUGGUCGUUAUGCUGAUGUGUCCAGUAACGGUUUACAGUGCGAUUGUUGUGACAGUAGUAUAUUCUCAGAAAGAAGGAUGGUGAGCUCGAUCUGUAUGAGUGUGGACCUUGUUUAUAUGAAAAACUACAAGGAAAUAAACCAAAAAACUUCUGAAAAUUA